Messenger RNA from Lodderomyces orthopsilosis Co 90-125, 4200 nucleotides. RefSeq lists its product as uncharacterized. NCBI's taxonomy places the organism in Eukaryota, Fungi, Ascomycota, Pichiomycetes, Serinales, Debaryomycetaceae. The coding region runs from base 1 to 4200 and encodes 1399 amino acids. The record is from RefSeq and is a predicted model, not a curated record. The transcript has a single exon.
AUGACUAAUGUGUUGGCUAAGUCAUCCAGUACUCGAAGUGAAUCUAACUCAACAACUACAAAUGACGAAAAUGAAGAUUCUACUACAGAGUUUACACCAUCAAAAACUUUAACAAAGUCAAAAAGUUUUAUAAGCAGAAAGUUUUCCUCGAAUUCACUUUUUGCUCAACUGAAUUCACCACCUCCUCCACCUCCACCAAAACCUGCUGCUGUUUCAAUACUGCUGCCUUCAAGGCUACUCAGGUCGUCCCCUGUGCCUCGCCAGGGAAAUACAAUAAUAUCUUCACCAUCGUCAUCGUCAUUAAAUACAUCAAGUUCAACUUUACAGCCCUCUCCAAGAACAAAGGCGUCGCCAAAAGUUCCCGCUUUGCAACCACCUCCUCCAUUAACUCCACCUUCAGCCGGGUAUAGACUUCCAAGAUCAGGGUCCUCAUAUGUGUCGCUAUCAUCUUAUUCCUCAAUACCGAGUGCAAGCUCAAUAUCCACAACCGCAUCCAACAAUAGCGGCAACAGUGGCAGCAAUAACAACAAUGAUAAACUUAUACAAACCUUACUAAAACGAUACAAGAAAUUGGAACUAGCAUUAAACAAGUUUAAUUCGAAAAAAUAUAAUCAUAAUUCCAACAGCAGCAAGACCAUAAAUGGAGCCAUAAUGAAAGGAAACUUACUAAGAACAUCUUUAAUUCCAUUUUUGAGGAGUGCAAAUCAACUAGAUCAGUUUUUUACCAAAGAUUCCAAGGUUUACAAAAGUUUAACUUGUGUCGUGUUGGCUAUAUUAAUCAAAUGGUGGAAUUCAUUGAUUGGCAAUUUGCGAUUUACUGCUAACUUGUCAGCAACAUCAUCUUCCACCACAGGCGGUUCGAAGUCACCUUCAUCUACAGUGAACACAUUUUCUCACUCUAUACUAUCCAGUGUUGAACCAAUCCAUUUCACAAGUAUACCUGCAUCUGAUCGCAAUGCAUAUUUGGAAUGUGUUUCGCGAAUUAUUUCACGAGAUGAUUGGAUUUAUUAUGAUGAAUUGAAUGAUUACCAAGUAUUACUCACGACAACUUUGGAUUUUUGCAUUGAUAAGUUGACCACGUUGAAAACGUUGUCAGGUCCAAUGGCAGCAUUCAUCGGAAAAGUAUUUGCAUUCAGUUUUUUCAAAAUUCCCGAUGUUUCCAAUGCAUUGUUGUUUUUGCUCAAUGUGAAACAAAUCACUUUGGAAUCGUGUACCAAGACUUUACCCAGCGCUAGCACUCACGAUUAUCGAGAGUUGUACAAUGUAUUUCCUCAACACUUGCAUCACUUGAUUGAUUUCAAAGGUUUACCAAAUUUGACAGAUAAGGGGCAGAAAUGCUAUAUGAAUUGCACCCCACCACCUAAACAUCCGGUUGAUGGGAUCAAAAAUCCUAAUGGUGAUUGGGUUCGACGUUGGUGUGGAUCAGACUCUGGUGUAUUCAACUCAUUCUUGCGUCAUUAUGUUGAAAUUGUCCAAAAGAAUUUACUAUCGAUUAUAGAUGAUGAUGUGAUGGUUUUGUUGAAAUGUCCUGGUUUUAGUGUCAUUUUGAGCCAUAUUUAUCAAAUUUUCCACAUUGCGAUAACUCGAAUCACUAGUUCCGCAAAGCCAGCUUUCACUACUAGUACUGUUAAUAAAAAUGCCCCACUUCCACCAAUACCAACAAGGUCAAAUUGCAAAAAUGGGGGUAGUGCAAAUGGUGCACCGGCACCGCCUCCCUCUCCUCCCCCACCUCACAACAACUUCAACUCCAAUGGUCAACGAUUCAAAACACCAGCACCUCCCCCUCCUCCACAGUUCAACAUAAACAUUAAGCAAAGCGACAUGUAUUACAACUCAAUUAUCAAAAUUUUCAAAACUGUACGUGAUGUGAUUUAUUGUGCUACCCUUGAUAACAAAUCUAUUGAUUGUAUCAGUGCAAGUUUAGUCAAAAUUAUCGAUUUAUGUUUGAUUUCGAUUGCACGAGAAGUGACGAUUUAUGAUUUCAACAAAAAUGGAUUAAUUUUGGGUAUUGUUCAUGAAUUUGUCAAUCAUAUUGAAAAUAAUAUCUCUAAUGAAGUAAAGUAUCUCAUCAGUUGGGAGUUUUGGUUAAGUUGUAAUUAUAUGAUGAUGAAUCAUUCGGAUCAUGUACAAAGUUUGUUGAAGAAUUUUGCGUUUCUUUUUAAUGUGUGGGAUAUGAUUCCUGAUGCAUUGUGUUCAUUUGUUCAACCACAACGCCUGGAAUACGGACCAAUUGGUGAUAUAAAUGAUGAAAAUUAUAAAUGGAUAACAAAUGUUGAAGACUCAUUCAAGUUGAAUUUUAUAAACUAUCUUAUAAGUGAUGAUAUGUUUCGCACAAUGUUUAUUCAUUGGAAUCCCCUUGUGAGGUCUUACUAUAUCAAGUUUUUGGUUUGGAGAGUAAUUGGAAUCAAUAAUUCUCAAUCAUCUGCAUCCAUACAAGUGACGAGAAACUUACAAUUCAAAUUGGAUCAAUCAUUUGAAGCAUUGCAGAGAUAUACUAUGAAGAUGUGCAAUGAGCGUAAACGGGGGAAAUGUGGUGAGGCUGGCGAUGUUAAUUGGAAUCAAAAGUUUAUCCUUAACUUUAAACCUGAUAAUCCAUUGGUCAAUCGAAAAUUUGGUAUUUUGCCUGCUAGUGUGCGCGAUGAUUACUUAUCAAUUGGAAACAGUAGCUAUGAUAAUCAACAAUCAGAUAUGUAUAUAGCUUCAGCUGCUGCUACUUCAGUAUCAAAAUCAUCUGAGUUGAGGAAAACGCAUGCAUUUGAGAUUUUUGAUGAGGCUAUUUAUACUUGUGCCACUGUUCCGCCGACGUCCAAUGGGUCAAGUACCCCUCAAGAAGACCGCAAAAGAAGUAGUUCGUCUUCCUCCUCAAGUUCAGUCGCAAGCUCAAUUGGUUCAAAGGGAACGUCGUUAGUUAGUUCUAUUGGAAGGUUGUUGCGUAUUGUUUCUGAUGAUGUUGAUGGCGAUGGCGAUGAAGAGGAUGAUAAAAUGGCGGAUCCAAAAGAAACAUUGGCUAAACAUGUUGACAAGAAUGCCCACGAUGAUGAAAGUGGCAUCACACGAAACUCUGAAUCUUCUACCUCAUUGUCAACCACAAACUCCUUCAAGUCAAGGUCGUCGUCGCCCAGCAUUAUGUCGUUCAGGUCAACGCCUACUUCGGUUACUGAGUCGUCGUCUACAAAGUCCGAUAAUGAAUCGAUUUACUCUCUUGAUACGAUCAAGCUAAACAAUUCUUUGCAGGAUGCAAGUUUUGGAGCACAACAAAGAAUGCAACAAUCUGGACAAGGUAAACUGUUGAGCAGGAAAAAACUGUCACAAUUGCAACAAUCAUAUAAUAUACAACCACCCGAAUUGGCACGAUUACCACCGGAUAUUGUUCGCCCUAUUUUCAAAUUUGAUAUUGUUGUUUGUCAUGAAUCAAUUAAUGAAAAGUUUCAAAUUAUCAACCAUAAAAACUCAUUAAUCCGUCAACAAAUGCUUUAUAAUUCAGAUGGUCAUUUGCCAUCAAUGUCAUCUCGAACUACAACUGCAACUAACGCAUCAUCUACGUCAUCUGGGUCAGGCUCAAGAACUAGCACUUUGACUAAGUCGAUGGUGUUGUAUUUCCCUCAUCAUCCACAACUUCCCUACAUUUCAUUAUUUAUCAACACUGAUUUAUACAAUAACAAGAUGGUGUAUAUGAAUGAAGAAGAGGAUGGAAUAUUUCUUGAAGAAUAUUAUCUUCGUGACGCAUCAGAUUCAAGCUUAUCCACCUCCACCUCGAGGUUGAAUCCAAUGCCUGCUGCUAGUGCAAAUAGAUCAACUCAAGUAAGGCAGAAAUUGAGAUCAACCACCAUGUUUCAAGAUGAAUCUUCAAUGGCCACAAUGAUCAACUUAGGUAAAUCAAUUAAUGAAUUGAAUAUAACUAUUGAUGAAUUUAGAAAAUAUUUGAGUAAACGAAUCGAAGCUGAUGCAUUUUAUCUGAACGCAGGCUAUGACUCGAAAGAAGCUGGAGAAAAACUUGGUUCAGCAAACAUCGGAUUUCCUGUGUUUAGUGAGAUUGAUGGAGAUGACGAAGAUGUUAGAACAAACGGUGGCGAAUCGGCUGGGGUUAGAUCAUUCACUGUUCGAGGUAAAGAUUUUAAUGAGUUUAUUUAUUUUAAACGAAUUAUUCCAUUUUUGAGUGUUGAUUCAAGUAAUGAAAUGAAGUUGUUGAAUGCAAAUUAA